AUGACUACGAUUAUCAACCAAACGGUGGUCUUCAUCAGAACAAUCACUCGUCCCCUGCCUCCUCCAACUGAAGAGGAUUUAGAGAUCCCAACUGGUUGCAUUGGAUCAUUGACAAGCCUCCAGAUUGCUGACUGGCACACAAUCUUGCCUCAGACGCUGCUAGCGCUGGAAGGGUAUACCGAUUUCCGCAAGCUACGCACACUUAGACUUCAUUCGCGAAUGGCCAAUGACACUGCUCAAAAUAUUUUCGAAAUUUGGGAAACAAGACGCCCCUUCCAUUCUCUCGAAGAACUCGAAUUAAACCUAGGAGGAUGGAACAGACAGAAAGGAUUUUAUGCCUCGGCAAAAAACUUUCUCCACUCACUGCCUCCUUUGAAGGAGCUAUUGUUGGAAGGGUGGCAUUGUCUUAUAUCUGUCGAAUCAAUCGUGGAGACACAUGGCUCGACACUUCUCAAGCUACAGCUCACAUACAAAAACCGUUCCCAGUCAUGUCGGCUUACGGAGUCGGACAUAAAAUUACUUGCUAAUUGUCAUCUCCUGGAGGAUUUAACAUGCAAGGUUCAGCGCACUGGGGGAGACCGUGCAGAGGUAGCCUUGUAUAAAGCCCUGGGUACUAUCACGCGUCUCAAAAACUUAUCUCUGGGUCUUUCUGUCUCUGAUCCAGCCUUAUUUGGAGACGAUGAAUCCGAUCAAGGUAUCAUACGACCUGGUCAUCUUUUGUUUCCCUCCCAAGAAUCGCUAUCUCUCGACCCAACAUUCGAUGAUUUUGACUCUCAGCUUUGUAGGUGGGGUCUACAAGAAUUGUAUCGCGCUCGCAACGGCCAUGUUCGGAAGUUCAUGAUUAACAGUGCAGUGGAUAAGAAGCUUGUAUUUGAAAUCUUCCAAAAGAUUAUCUCAGUCAAAACAGACUACUGCCUUUCCAUGGAGAGAAUGGCUGUUUAUAUCGACGAGCCCGAACUUGUUCGUAUCUUUACUUCUUCUUGA
Penicillium angulare is the source of this 984-nucleotide messenger RNA. RefSeq lists its product as uncharacterized. NCBI's taxonomy places the organism in Eukaryota, Fungi, Ascomycota, Eurotiomycetes, Eurotiales, Aspergillaceae. The record is from RefSeq and is a predicted model, not a curated record. The transcript has 2 exons. The coding region runs from base 1 to 984 and encodes 327 amino acids.